UAGUAUAAAGUGCCAUUCAAAGCUGAGUCAAGCAAAGAUACGGACUUGCUAGUUGAUUUUUUGAAAAUGGGUAUUCCGUGUGAGUCAUCUCGUGACACCCAUCUCGGGCAGCUGAUGUUGGAAAAGUUAAAGGAGCACAAAGAUGCAAUUUGUCAGAUAGACGCAGCUACAGGCGAAGAGGAAUCCUAUGCCUCAGUGGCCUCACGAUCAAUACAGCUUGCCAGAGCUCUCCGAGCAUACGGCUUGAAACCAGGAGAUGUGCUUGCUCUGGGCGGCAAAAACCAUUUGGACCUUCACAUUCCCUUCUACGCGGCACUUUAUAAUGGUCUACCACUUGUCGGAGUUGAUCCACUUUUCAAAUAUGAUGAAGUUCGGACACUAUUCAAGUUAACAGAACCAAAAAUAGCAUUCUGUCAAAAUGAAUCAUAUGACACUUACUCCAAAGCGGCUGCUGAUCUCGGACUUGAUAUGAAAAUUGUAACUUUUGAGCACGGAGAAUGUACAAUGGCUGAGUUUAUUGACAAAUAUGAUACAGAAGAACCUGAAGAUGAUUUCAGAGUGACUGACUUCGACACCGACAAGAUAUACGCAUUCUUGGUCAGCACAAGCGGCACUACAGGCAAAGUGAAAGUUGUGGCAUUUAAUCACAAACCCUUCAUAAACAAAAUCAAAGGGCUUCUGAAACUGUACAAUUAUGAUAAACAGCCAAAGAAGAGAGUCUUGAACUUAUCUCCAGUGAAUUGGAUAUCAAACUACUUCAUGUCUGUGGGCAGCCCUCUGAAUGGAGACACAAAAGUACAAACUUCUUUACCAGAUGAUUAUGAACAUAUUAUUUACGUAAUAAAUAAAUACAAGCCUGUGACUUGCCUAAUAGGACCAACGCUUUUGACCUAUCUAGUAAGCCGAAAGAAAGAUGUGGACUUUAGCUGCUUUAAAAGUGUCACCAUAACAGGCUCCAAAAUAUUCCCCGAAUUGCUUGCUAAGCUUAAGGCUCUUCUAAACAAAGAUACCUUAGCCGUGGAAGCGUAUGGUCAAACAGAGACGAUUGGGUCUGUCUUAGGUCCCAUCCCAAAUGGCCCAAGUGGCAGCUGUGGAAGACCACUACCUAUCUAUUCUAUUAAGUUAGUAGAUCCAAAUACUGGAGUAGAGAUAAAGGAGCCUUACGUAACUGGUGAAUUGUGGAAUAAGGGACCUAGAUUCACGGAAUACUAUAAUGACCCCGAGGAAACAGCACUAGCUUUUUCAGAAGAUGGUUAUUUCAAAACUGGAGAUCUACUAUAUAAGGACGAGAAUGAUAAUUAUUUUUAUAUGGACAGGCUCAAAACUUUGAUAAAGUACAGAAAUUCACAUAUCUUGCCAUUAGAAGUAGAAGAACAAAUAAGCACGCAUCCAGGUGUAAAAGAAGUAUGUGUGGUCGGUGUCAGUGACCCUCUAGAGGGACAAGUGGCAGUGGCGUGUGUAGUCAAAAAUGGUGAAUGCCACGUUACUGCACAGGAUAUUAAAGAUCUCGUUGCGAAUAAACUGUCCAAAAAUAAACAGUUACGAGGUGGCGUCGUGUUCGUAGAUCAAUUGCCAUUGACAUCAUCUGGGAAACUUGCGAGGAGCAAAGUUUUACAAUUAGUUAGCAGCAUGAAGAGGGAGUAAAAUGAUAAUUUAACAGACACUAUUUAAUAGUAUAGGAAAUAAAAUUUUAAUUAACCAAAAUAAUGAUCCUUCGUAUGGAUGUAACCGAUGAAACCAAGUAUUCAUACAAGGAAAUGAUAAAAAAAAACUGUUGCUGCAGUAAAUGAUAUUUGGUAAAAACUGGAUCAUUUUUGGACUGGAGUUGAAUUAUUGAUAAUCCGUAGAUAUUGUGAUAUUGGUAUAUUUAAGUAAAAUUGGGUGCACUAAGGAAAUGAAUAAAUUAUUUAUAUUUUAAAAUUCAA
Messenger RNA from Bicyclus anynana (squinting bush brown), 1925 nucleotides. Its product is annotated as luciferin 4-monooxygenase. The transcript has 11 exons. Lineage: Eukaryota; Metazoa; Arthropoda; Insecta; Lepidoptera; Nymphalidae. Gene Ontology annotation, molecular function: long-chain fatty acid-CoA ligase activity. Gene Ontology annotation, biological process: fatty-acyl-CoA biosynthetic process; long-chain fatty acid metabolic process. The record is from RefSeq and is a predicted model, not a curated record. Bases 67 to 1644 code for a protein of 525 amino acids.